Molecule: messenger RNA, 3663 nt
Organism: Bombyx mandarina (wild silkworm)
Lineage: Eukaryota; Metazoa; Arthropoda; Insecta; Lepidoptera; Bombycidae
Product: ATP-binding cassette sub-family F member 1
Molecular function (GO): ATP hydrolysis activity; ATP binding
Source: RefSeq, a predicted model, not a curated record
ACUUGCUUGUCACCUGUGCAGCUUUUAUAAGGUUUGAAAUUAUCCUCAAAUUUAAUUUAAUUUUGUUAUACAAUAAUUUAGUUAAAAAAGAAAACCACAAUAUGUCGAAAAAGAAAGGAAACAAAAAAAAUCAAGAUUUAGAUGACGAUUUCGAUGAAAAGCCUUCAGUCGUGAAUGAAAAGACAGAACUAACCUCUAAAAAUAAAGGAAAAGGCAAGAAGAAGAAUAAAACUGGAGAUUGUAGCGAUAGCGACGAAGAGAACAUAAAGAAAGUUCCAGUUUCAGACGAAGAGGACGUCCCGAAACCGGCUGCCAAAAAGUCACAAAAGAAAGGAAAGAGUAAAAAAAAGGGUGCUGAUAGGUCAGACGAUGAAGAGGAUGAUAACAAAUCCAUUAUCAACAAUACAACAAAUGUUUCAUCAAAGCCAGCUAAACUUGCAAAAAAGAAAAAAGGGAAAGGUAAGAAAGAUGAUGAUUGGUCUUCGGAAGGCAGUGAUGUAGAUCUCAAAGUGGCUUCAGAUGAAGAUGUUGCAAAGCCUGUUGGUAAGAAGAAAACUAAAAAUAAAAAGAAAAUUAUAGAAGCUCAAUCAUCUGAUGAGGAUGAUGACCAUGAUGACACAAAAUCAGUUGUCAGCAAUGUCUCAAGUAAUGCUCCCGAGAAAGCCAAUAAACAUACUAAAGCCAAGGGUAAAAAGGAUGACUGGCCUGAUGAAGAAAGUGACAAAGAAUUGAAAAUUGAAGCUUCAGAAGAUGAUGAAUUAGUCAUACCUUUAGUAAAAAGUAAAGGAAAACAUAAAAAGAAGAAUAAUAUGGACGAUAUUGAGGCAGAGUUAAAGAAAUUUGAAAUAAAAGAUCCAGAGCAUGAAGAGAAAUCGCUAAAGGGCAAAGAUAAAAAGAAAAAGCGACAAGAAGAUGAAUCCAUUGUUGAAGAAAAAGAUGACGAUAAGGUGACAGAAUUGCCUUCAAAAGAAAAAGAAGAUUCUGUAGAAAAGAAAUUGAGCCACAAAGAAAAGAAGAAACUGAAGAAACAGCAGGAGUAUGAGAAACAGAUGGAAUUGAUGACAAAAAAAGGUGGUCAGGGGCACAGUGAACUUGAUGCGAACUUCACGGUCAGUCAGGCACAGAAAACAGCUGGUCAAAUGGCAGCCCUAGAAAACGCAGUAGACAUAAAAGUCGAAAACUUCUCGAUCAGUGCGAAAGGAAAAGAUUUAUUCUUGAACGCGAAUCUCUUGAUUGCCAACGGACGUCGAUAUGGUUUGGUCGGGCCUAAUGGACACGGGAAAACCACUUUAUUGAGGCAUUUAGCACAACGCGCCUUCCCGCUCCCGCCCCAUAUAGAUAUACUGUUGUGCGAGCAAGAGGUGACAGCCAGUGAUAUGUCAGCUGUAGAUACGCUCCUCGAAUCUGAUGUUAAGAGAACCGAAUUACUAAAGGAAUGCAAAGAGCUUGAAGCUGAAACAGAGAAAGGCAACCUCAGCAAACAGGAUAGACUUAAUGAGGUUUACGCAGAACUGAAAGCGAUAGGAGCGGACGCGGCUGAGCCUCGAGCGCGCCGUAUCCUCGCGGGUCUGGGCUUCAGCCGUGAGAUGCAGGAUCGACCCACCAAGAACUUCUCCGGUGGAUGGAGAAUGAGAGUUUCGCUCGCUAGAGCCCUGUACAUAGAACCGACUCUGCUGUUACUAGACGAGCCUACGAACCAUUUAGAUCUGAACGCCGUGAUCUGGUUAGACAAUUACCUGCAAGGAUGGAAGAAGACGUUACUAGUGGUAUCUCACGAUCAAUCUUUCUUGGAUAACGUUUGCAACGAAAUCAUACAUUUAGAUCAACAGAAAUUGUUUUAUUACAAAGGCAAUUAUUCGAUGUUCAAGAAAAUGUACGCACAGAAACGAAAGGAGAUGAUCAAGGAAUAUGAGAAACAAGAGAAGAGGAUAAAGGAACUGAAGGCCCACGGACAGUCCAAGAAGCAAGCCGAAAAGAAGCAGAAGGAUGCGUUGACGCGGAAACAGGAGAAGAACCGCAGCAAGGCGCAGCGCGAGGACGAGGACGGCGCCGCGCCCGUCGCCCUGCUGCAGCGGCCUAAGGAGUACAUCGUCAAGUUCAGCUUCCCCGACCUGUCGCCGCUGCAGCCGCCCAUCCUGGGACUGCACGACGUGGAUUUCAACUUCCCCGGUCAGAAGCCUCUCUUCAAGGGCGUGAACUUCGGUAUCGAUCUUAAUUCUCGUAUCGCGAUCGUGGGCCCCAACGGAGUCGGGAAAUCGACGUUCCUGAAGCUACUCGUCGGCGAAUUGACUCCUAUACGCGGCGAACUGUUUAAGAACCACAGAUUGAGGAUAGGCAGAUUCGACCAGCACUCUGGCGAGCACCUGACGGCGGAGGAGACGCCGGCGGAGUACCUGCAGCGCUUGUUCGGUCUGCAGUACGAGAAGGCGAGGAAGGCGCUCGGCACGUUCGGGCUGGCGAGCCACGCGCACAUCAUCAAGAUGAAAGACCUCAGCGGCGGACAGAAGGCCCGCGUGGCGCUCGCCGAAAUGACCCUCAUGGGGCCCGACGUUAUCAUUCUGGAUGAACCCACAAAUAACUUGGACAUCGAGAGUAUAGACGCGUUGGCCGAAGCGAUCAACGACUACAAGGGGGGCGUGGUCAUAGUGUCCCACGACGAACGACUUAUCAGAGAGACGGAUUGCGCGCUCUACGUCAUCGAAGAUCAGACCAUCAACGAGGUCGACGGUGACUUCGACGAUUACCGUAAGGAGCUCCUCGAGAGCCUCGGUGAGACGGUCAACUCACCAUCCAUCAUCGCUAACCAAGCAGUCCAACAAUGAUAUUGUAAAAAUAAUGGUCUUCCUCACACUCAAAGCUAUUCACUGAUGAAAGAUGCUUAAGGAUAAUGUUUUAAAAUGUAUUAAUUGCUUGAUUGUGUAAAUAAAUUAUAUUACUGCUUCUAAAAAUUGAUUGCGGCAUGUAUACCGUGAGCGGGGCGCAUAUUGCACGCCCGUGCAUGUCCGACGUGUCCGGCGAACGACAGCAUAGGACGGUCUGUCAUAAUGCCCUCGGGAUUCACGGUCUACGAACAUACCGACUUACAUUUAGCUAAUUAUCGUAAGCAAUAAUAGUGUAUGCAUAUGAAAAGUGCCUAUCCCGUCAAAGGGACGUUUUGUCUGUGGUUUUGUCAUGAAUUAAAUUAAAUUUUGGUUUCAAGAAAUCUAAAGCGUUAUGAAGUCGCGUCGUAGGUACGUUUAAAUAUUUGAACGUUUUGAUUCACGCGGCGUGUUGGAUCGCAUUAAAACGAUGAACUAUGCAUAACUUCGAAUUGAUUAUAUUUUAUCUAUGUAUUUAAAGAGGAUAAUCUGUUAAAGUGAGCUAUUUAAAAAAAAAAGUCCGUUCUCUGACAAGCUAGACGCCCGCUGUAUCAAGUGUAGCGUUGUACGGCAAUAACUAGCCAUCGAAUUUUACCACAAUUACGUACGACACUUUCACGAUAUACUGCCCCGAUGAAGAUAAUGUUAUUUGGUGAAAAUUAAACACGAAGAAUUUAUUACAUAAUGUAGUUACAUCAUAUUAUAUCCAUCGCGAAAGUGCCUCAAUCGAUAAAUAAAAGACCUAACCGUUUGUAUAAAAUAAACUUAAAACAAACAAAAGGAAUAAGUCCGACGGGGACACGUG